AUGAGACACACAUCAUAUUUGGCUGUCCUGGCAACGAUCCUGGCACCUGCAUCACUGUCAAGUGCCCUCCCACAUGGCGACGAUGAUAUGCACAUGGGUGAUGGAAUGUCUCACGGUUAUCAGUCCAGCGGUGAUGAUUCGCCAAUGAGCUAUUUUGCCUAUGGGAAACACACAGGCACAAUCGUCGCCCACAUCGCCCUGAUGAUUCUAGGAUGGUGCUUCAUUCUUCCUAUAGGUAUUAUGCUCAGUGUUGCCCGGUCGCGCUUUGCGCUGCCAUCGCAAUUUCUCUUCCUUAUCAUCAACUCGUUCGGAAUGUUGCUUGGAAUCAUCUAUAAUAACCAAACUCCCGAUCUUUACCCAAACAACGCUCAUCAUAAGAUCGGUUGGAUCGCAUCGAGUGUAGCCUGUGCUCAGGUGGUCAUGUUAUUGAUUUUUACCUACGCCGGAAGAGGCAAUGCUGAUGUCGCUGCAUCUGAACGUGCGGCUUUCAUUCCUGUGGCCACGGAGGAAACGGCCCACCAGCCGCAUUCCUACCCGUUUCACAAUUAUUCAAGACAUAGUAUCCAGGGCGCAGAACGUGACUCCUCCAUUCAUAGUGGCCCUUCCUCGUCCACUUGCGUUUGGUCGACAGAUUACGUCGACUUUGAAAAGCCAGAGGAUGACUUGCAUGAUGAGAAGACUGCUGGUUCUUGCAGCUGGCUUCGCAACACGUUCGUUGACCGCUUCUUGGCGAGUCGGGUACCGGGAAUGGUGUCCAGUCGUGUCUUGCGUGUUAUCCACGUGGGGUACAUGGUCAUUGACAGAAUCAUCUUGCCUUUUGGCUUCAUUGCCAUUGCAACGGGUGGUGUGACGUAUGGUGGGAUCAUGAGAGGCAUUGAAAUAUUCAACGGCCUUGCGCAUUUCAUCAAGGGUGGGAUCUUCUUCUGGUACGGUCUGCUGACGCUAGGACGAUGGAUGGGCUGCUGGUCGGACCUGGGGUGGUCAUGGAACGUGAAGCCCCCUGCGAAGAUUGUUGGCAAGGCCAAAGCCAGAGUCCCUUCGGCUGAAUUUGUCGAGUCGCUUGUGAUCUUUCUGUAUGGAGUCACGAAUGUGUUCUUGGAACAUCUGUCUGGCUGGGGUGGUGCAUGGACGGCCCGGGAUUUGGAGCAUGUGUCUAUCUCUAUUUUAUUCUUCGGUGGUGGAUUGUGCGGUAUGCUCUUCGAGUCCAACCGAGUCAGAAACUGGAUAAAUACCACCGUCUUGCAGUAUCCUGCCCGCGGACACGUCAAUCCAGCCUGGAACAUUCCCACGUCUCAAACCGUGUCCCUCAACCCAAUGCCCGCCCUGGUAAUUCUUCUACUAGGCACCAUGAUGGCAUCUCAUCAUCAAGACUCGAUGAUUUCAUCCAUGGUCCAUCAGCAAUGGGGGAAUCUCUUGAGUGGGUUUGCCAUCGCUAGAAUCUUGACCUAUGUCAUUCUUUUCUUGAAGCCCCCGACUUCAUACCUACCGUCUCGUCCACCGACUGAGGUUCUCGCUUCUUUUUGUUUGGUGGGUGGUGGGCUUAUUUUUAUGAUGAGCACCCGGGAUAUUGUCGAAACUAUGAUCUACUACAAGACAGAAGCUAUGUUUGUAAUGACUGUGGGGAUGGGGUUAACGGCAUUUGUAAUGGCUUGGGAGGUCCUUGUUAUUGCCAUUAAAGCGUGGGCCACGAGAAGGGAGAUGGCGAUGGGUCUGUAA
Molecule: messenger RNA, 1716 nt
Organism: Aspergillus sclerotioniger CBS 115572
Lineage: Eukaryota; Fungi; Ascomycota; Eurotiomycetes; Eurotiales; Aspergillaceae
Product: Ytp1 family protein
Exons: 5
Coding region: 1-1716 (571 amino acids)
Source: RefSeq, a predicted model, not a curated record